AUGUCUUCUACUAAAAGCGACUCGAUGAACAAGAGUGCCACUGACGGCUACAUUGAACUAAGCAAGCUACACACCGUGUUCAAUACCGCGAAGGCUGCUCUAGAGCAAAAGGAUCCGAGAGCAAAGUGGUGUGUCUCAGAGGAUGACCUAAAAAAAGUGCUGCUGGGCGGUGGACGAAGUGAAAUCAUCACCAAAUAUAAUCUAUGCGGGGGUGAAACAAACGACUCCCAACCCAGUUAUGAUUUUGUGUAUCCGGAUAGCCCAUAUCAUGAUGAUGAACAUUCCCAAUGGGCUGAGCACUUUGCGCGAGCUUGUGCUCGAGCAUCGAAGUCGAGGAAAAUUGCCGAAGGAUACAUCCCAGACUCACUCUAUUAUGGGCCUACCAAACAACAGCUCAUUUGGAAAAGACCCAUGAACAUUGAAGGGAGAUUGUCCGACAUCGAGGCUGAGACUGCUAUCCUGAAGUACCUUGGUAGUCUACCUGAUGCCGACGAGAAUAUGAAUUGCAAUAUUGGAUUUCCUGAUCGUUUCGCCAUUAGGUAUUGCGAAGAUGCUCCAGUAGAAGAUGAAUUUAUUUAUCGGAUCUCUUCAGUCGAUGUGGCUACCACCCCCCACAUCGUAGUCCCACAAGAAUACACCACGGACGUAGCGGAGGUGAAUAUAGCAUAUAAUCGACCUAUUUCGCAAGCCACCACCAGAGCUAUCAACGCUCAUACAGACACAGAUUUUAGUGAUUUCAAGGUGGAUGCGAAUGUAGAUAGCAUUUAUAAGGUUUAUCCUGAGAUUAGCAGAAGACUCUUCCGAGGUGCACAAGCUGUCGGACGGGCUUUAUCAGCUGGUACAAUCUCUCUGAUCGACCCGGCCAAGGGCCAAUCCACAUUCCCCGCAACCAAAUCAACGGUUGCUAUGAACAAUACUGCCGAUGGGAUUACCUUCCACCUCAAGACCGAUCAAGGAACGACCUUUGACUUGAAUCACUCAUGGGUGUCAUUGCCGGAGGCUGCCCAAGAGGGCAAAGAAGAAUGCUCUUACUCGCAAGGCGAAUUUGCCAAAGAGGAUCACGAUUUUGCACUUCAGAAGGUCAAGAGUGUCAAGCUCUGA
Messenger RNA from Kwoniella botswanensis, 1101 nucleotides. RefSeq lists its product as uncharacterized. NCBI's taxonomy places the organism in Eukaryota, Fungi, Basidiomycota, Tremellomycetes, Tremellales, Cryptococcaceae. The transcript has a single exon. The record is from RefSeq and is a predicted model, not a curated record. The coding region runs from base 1 to 1101 and encodes 366 amino acids.